Messenger RNA from Heterotrigona itama, 1106 nucleotides. The record is from the annotation of a GenBank genome assembly. Lineage: Eukaryota; Metazoa; Arthropoda; Insecta; Hymenoptera; Apidae.
AAAAAGAAAAAAAAAAGGACGCAGAAGAAGAAGAGGAAGAACACCGACGUCAAACGUUCGGAUCACGCGGUUGCAGGGGCUGUUUAUUCCGUGCGAACGAAGGGACAGAACCGUCAACCAGAGCCGAGGGGAAACGUAUCGGGCCCCGUGUGUCCGAUCAACGGGAGCAGAUUCGAUCGUGUCAUCGUCAACGUACUGCACACACCGUAUUCCCGCACGACGCGAGACGAAGUUCCAAGAAAGAGAGUCUUCUUUCUUCCCGCAAUCACAGCCAAUUCCAACGGCCGCAGGCGGGCGGACGUACGAGGAAAACGGCUAUCACUUCUCGGUAACUUCGAAGGAAAAACGGACUCGACAGUCGUCACUUCUGACACUACUUCACUUCGUUGUACUAUCACCACGGUGUAAUGAUUACAACGGCAGACGACGGUUCGGGGAAAAAAGGAUGCAAAAGCACGGCCGGAAGUUAUGACGACUCGGCGAGGUACUACACUCGCGUACACGUCCGGCGCGCGAGGAUUCGAACAUGCUCCGAGCCUGGCGCGUCGCGAAGCGAAAUUAUUAAACGAAUGAAUGACAAAACGCGGAGUAAUUUGCGAGCAGCGAUUUAACAUACGGAAGGCUCGAAAGUUAAUUAGCGUAAGCGACUUUUUAUUAAAAACUGCUUGCAUCGUGGAAAUAUCUUUUUGUAGAGCUAUCCAAUCGAUAGAACAGUUUAACUAUUAUUUCUGAUAAUUUGUACAUAGUGAUGUCAUUUUAAUAAUAUAUUUUGACAGGUUUUAGUUAUUUAUAUUCUAAUAAUUAUAAUGACUAAACUGUACUGUUGAUUGAAGGGGUUGUUAUCAAGAAAGAAAGAUUCAAUUGUUCUUAAUCAAAAGUAACUUACACCAGAUUAUGAGCUUUUCAUAUAAUAUUAUGAAUAUUCUGUCACGUCUUCUGAUAUUUCAUUGUAAUUAGUUAGUAUUAACAGAGGAUAUUUAUAAAUAUUUAAUACUUUGAGUGCCAUGUGUAUUAAAUUUGGUGAACCUCAGUUGCACGCCGAAUAAAGUCUUUGCUUCAUGCUUUAACUUUUUCGUUAUUUUUGUAUAUUUUUAAUGUGAAUAAAG